CAAGUGAAACAGCGGCCAGUCUUCUGCGGAUGCAUCGAACACGUAACUUGGAGCAGGUGGUUGCGCAUGAUUCCGUAGAAGAGUCUGAGAAGAUGAGUACGCCGACCCUUACGGAGAAGGCUUCCGCGCGUCUCAAGUCUAUGGAGCGCAAGACGCGGUUUUCCCUGCCUAUGCAGUGGCCAUUGUGUAUCCGCCGCACGCGGAGGCGCCUUCGCGAAGGGUUCGCACACUUCCAGGUCGUAUUCAAGCACACGUCCACGAUAUCCUCCACGAGCACAGUCCACCGGAUGGCGCGCACGCGCAGGCUUGUCACGUCGCUGGCGCGUUUCCUGGCGCACAAGUCGGAGGUCGUCGCGCAGCUGCAAAAGCGGCUCCUCACCAUAGGCGAGUGGGGUCUUGGGCGUGGGACUGACCACGACCACGACGUGUUCAUUUACAUGGGGGACGUGCAAGACCACAUCAUCACCCUGCAGCAGUCGCUGGCCCAUUAUGAACGCGUGCUUAGCCAGGCGCAUCCUACCUACAUCUCGCGCCUUCGCAUGUCGCUCUCAAAGGCCCAGUCCGGGACCGACGGCGCACUCGUCACCCUCUCCACCGUCAGUCUGGGAGUGCUCCUUGUCCAGACGCUCAUCGGGCUGGUGUCCAUGAACAUUCAUCUGCCGCAGAACUACCUUCAUGGAUACAAGUAUAAUGCCUUCGCGGUGGUCAUCGCGCUCUCCGUCAUGAUCAGCCUCGUGUAUGGCUUCGUGGUCCGCAUGUGGUGGAUACAAGCAAGGCAGAAGAGGCGUUUGAAAUAUCUAUGAUACAUUAUGAUUCCUCAUGGACAUGGUGGUUGAUCCGCUGCGUUCUCCAUUCCUCCUGGCUAAUGUAGCCUCAGCACGUUUGAUUCACUUCGGCACCGCGGAUACCACUUGGACCAUAACUUAUCUCGUUCUGUUUGAUCAUACUACAUAAGAAUGGUUGCACAUGGUCACAUAAUAGCGACAUACGGCGUCAGACCACAAAUAUUUACGGAGAACGGAUAUAUGAUAGAAGGGUAUGUGCUUGAAGUUAGAUGUGUAGUACUACAAAAGCUCCAAUAAAUCCAGUGGUGAUGCAAU
Messenger RNA from Postia placenta MAD-698-R-SB12, 1100 nucleotides. RefSeq lists its product as hypothetical. Lineage: Eukaryota; Fungi; Basidiomycota; Agaricomycetes; Polyporales; Adustoporiaceae. The coding region runs from base 93 to 803 and encodes 236 amino acids. The transcript is spliced from 3 exons. Gene Ontology annotation, cellular component: plasma membrane. The record is from RefSeq and is a predicted model, not a curated record. Gene Ontology annotation, molecular function: magnesium ion transmembrane transporter activity. Gene Ontology annotation, biological process: intracellular magnesium ion homeostasis.